GCAUGUACAAACAUUCACAGUGACACCAAAGGCAUGGAGAGAGAAAAGAGGAAUGAUAUGUCCUACUCUAGAAAGAGAAGUUUCACUUUUGGGGCAUAUGGCAGUGUGGAUAGAUUCACAUGUGGGGAUGAGACGGGACCUGAAUUCGUGCAGGACAAAAGUCUGGACACCCUGGAUUCUCCUACCAGUGAGCGCAAGCCUUUCCGUUCUUCCAGCAGCAACCAGAAGGAAUCAGAGCUGUUUGAAAUCAUUGAGAAGCUGCAGGGCAGCAGGAUCGAUGAGCAACGGUGUGAAUUCCCCCUUCCUCUCAAGUCUCCACUUUCUACAACUGGGAGAGAGCUGCCGCUUAUCCUUCCUUCGAAACUGGGAGGCUACUGGAUAGACCCCCCUCUGGACAGACUGGUAGAUGUGAGUCCCACCUCUUCCCAUUAUGCCAUUGACCCAGAGAGCUAUGACAUCAUGGAGAGAGAUGGUGAGGCCAAAAUCUAUCACGAGUUCUUCCGCUCACGAUACCAUCACUCUUUCACAGCAGUGGAUCCAACUUUGGGCUCGCUGGUUCUCUCUGUGUGUUUGGAGGAAGAGGAGAAUAGGCUCAGGGUGAUUCUAAGGAUGAAGGAGUGUUCUCUGCAUGGAGUCUUCUCUGUGUCUCUUUUCCCCACCCUGCCAUCUGCAGUUGAAUUAGCAAAGAUGCUUUGUGACCGAGUGACUGCCUCAAAGUUUGACGUGGUCUGCUACCUGAAGGCUCCAGAACUUAUAACCACAUUUGAUGAACACAGAGUUUCUCCUAAUUUCAAGUUUGGUGUUUUGUGCCAAAAGGACAGGCAGCUCACUGAGGAAGACAUACUGGGUAACAAUGAGGAAAGUGAGGAGUUUAAAGAGUUCCUGUCUAUUCUGGGAGAGACGGUUCAGCUGCAAGGAUUCACGGGCUUUAGAGGAGGACUGGAUGUGUGUCAUGGUCAGACAGGAAGUGAAGCAGUCUACACUUCCUUUCGUGGGAGAGAAAUCAUGUUUCAUGUCGCAACUAAACUGCCUUACACAGAGGGUGACCCACAGCAGCUACAAAGAAAAAGGCACAUCGGUAAUGACAUCGUAGCUUUGGUCUGCCAGGAGGGCCAAACCCCCUUUCUGUCUGAUGUUAUCAAGUCUCACUUCCUUCACUGUUUUAUUGUCGUCCGGAGGAUUCAGAAGCAAGAGGAAACAGGUGGAGCAGCAUAUCAGGUGUCUGUCACGGCAAGAGAAGAUGUUCCUCCCUUUGGUCCAGUGCUUCCAGAUCCCCCUGUCUUUACAGAUCAUUCAAAGUUCAGAGAGUUUCUGCUGGCUAAACUCAUUAACGCUGAGAUAUCCUGCUAUAAGGCUGAGCAGUUCAGCAGACUGGAGCUCCGCACUCGUUCAUCACUCCUUGAGAACUUGCAGGCUGAACUCUUCACCCGUUCCCAGUGCAUGAUGGGGGAUCAAUCACUGAUUGCUGUCCCCACUUCAGAGGGCCUGCGGGGGCCAUCUGAAGGAAGUGGGGGAUUUAUUGAAAACUUUAAGAGAGCCAUCAGAGUGCGGAGCCAUUCUUUUGAGAAUCUGGGGGUCCCCAGGAAGAAUGCUAGCAGCACAUCGCAGAAGGCUAAGACAGAGAAAGAUGGAGAUAGUGACAAAUCUUCAGGACCUCUGCCUGCUCCCACUGACAGUUUGGGGGCAGCUGAACUCAAAGAUCAAACAAGUCCUCAAGAGGAGAUAUAAAAGCAAAAACGUACUUGUAGAUUUUAGACAUGAAUAU
Molecule: messenger RNA, 1765 nt
Organism: Neolamprologus brichardi
Lineage: Eukaryota; Metazoa; Chordata; Actinopteri; Cichliformes; Cichlidae
Gene: rap1gapl
Product: RAP1 GTPase activating protein-like
Biological process (GO): regulation of small GTPase mediated signal transduction
Cellular component (GO): cytoplasm
Molecular function (GO): GTPase activator activity
Source: RefSeq, a predicted model, not a curated record